AUGGCCGUCCGCCAGUACACGGCGGCGCAGCUGCUGGCGCUGAGGGAGUCGCCGCUGGUGUGCAAGCCCGACAACCUCCCCGCCAUCGAGCAAUGGAUAGAGUACGUGUACAUGGAGCGCGCAGACGGUGUGAGGGAGAAGCUAAGGAUUCCGCAUAGUGAGCCGUCGUCGUCGGCGCAGGCCCAGCAGCCCAAGCAGCAGCAGAGACAGCAGCAGCGUGUUAGUGCCGGCGCUGAGGGGAGUCCGAUGGGGAGCUUUUCGACGGGGAGGCCGACGCUCGGGACGAGGAGUAGUACUCUGAGGGGGAAUGGAGAAGAUAUUUCUCUGGGUCCGCCCAAGACCAUGUUCCCCAGCAGCAGAAACGUGUCCCGAUUGUCAGACUUGCCAGACCGCACUGCAACAACUAUAGGAGACGGAACUACGUCCGAGGAGCCAGAGAGCGCGCGCAGUCGUUUCUUCUCAGACCGGCAGCUCAAUCGCAGGAGCAUGAACAAUGAGAAGGAGGGUAAAGAUGGCAGAGACAACCGAGACAGCUGGACUAGUGUACGUGAGCGCAGAGAGAAGCAAGAUCGCGAGGAUGGCGAUCGACGCAAUGGCUUUGGCGAGCGACACGAUCCACGAUGGACGAGAGAUGACAGACGCAACGGCGACAGAGCAGGUGGAUGGCGCGAGCGAGAACAGCAACGACGCGACAGGGACCAUGAUCGAGUGGAGAAGGAGCCUGAAUGGAUGGACGACCCGGUUGUUAAGAAAGACCAAGAGCUUGGAUUUGGCAUGGCCCGCACACAAGAAGAGUUUCAGAAGUGGAAGGAGGGCAUGAGCAAGAAAGCCAAGGGUGACGUGGACAAGGCAGAGCCUGUUGAGACAGUAUCAGAACCAGCGCCUCCACCGCCUGAACCCAAGGCUAACGUCCCACCUUUGAAGCUCGAUGGCUUCGAGAGCGGCAUGUUUGGUGGCUGGGGUGCUGGCAGUGCCAAUACUGGCUCGCAAGGGGCGACCACACCUGGGGCCACAGGAUCCAUCAAGGCAUCCACUGGCAAGCCGAAGACGAGCCGCUUUGCUUCAAUGUUCAAGCCGUCCGCUGAAGAGACGCCCCCUACUCCAGCAGCAGAAGAGCCAAGUGCACAGCAGCCAGCAAAUGGACAUGCUGCCAAGACAACAGCAGAAGACCAAGAAGGCUUCAACAGGGUUUUGCAAAUGCUUGGGUCUGCGAAACUGGGCCAGCCUACCCCUCCUCAAGCAGAGCAGACUCCUGUUUCUCCUCCACCGCCCAUCAAGACCUCUGGCAUGAAUGGUGGAGCUGCAGCGAAGCCUAAGAGUCGUUUCACUGACAUGUUCGCACAGAAGAGCCCAGAGAGAUUGCAGUCACCACAGCAAGGCGGCGUUCAACUUGGAGAUAGUGUAUUUGGGAGUGAGUCUAAUGGACCAGCAGCUUCCUUUGGUGAUCGAAUGCCAGAGAGGCAAGUCGGCGAGCAGCAGAUUCCUCGAUCUCAGGCUCCUCAAUCUGCAAUGUCGCCUGAGCCUAGCGGCAUUCCAUUCAAUGCCCUACGAGAACAGCAGCCACGACCUGCGUCUGGACGCAUCAACGAUCUGGCCAUGUUUGAUCCGCCUUCACGACGCACUGCUUCACCUGACCUUAACGUGCAGAACCUGAUUGCCCAAAGCCGCCAGCGACAGCACGGAUCAAGCGAGAGUCAACAGCUGCUCAGCCUUUUGCGAAAGGAACCGUCGAGCUCUCGACCACCCUCGCAGCAGGCACUGCCUAAUUAUGGCGCCGUCGACCAGAUGCAGCAUUGGCUAAACAGUCAGCAACAACCUCAGAUGAACGCUGAGCCACAUGCCCCCAAGCCGAGAGUGCCUCAGCAACCUCCUGGUCUGUUUGAGGAGCAGCUAAUGCGCAACUACCCACCUGAGCAACAGCAACGCCAAGAGCAGCCUCAGAUGCCUCCUGGCAUGCAUGAACCGCAGAGGCGUCCGUCACAGCGUGUCCCACCAGGCUUCUACGAUGAGCCGUCCAUCUUCCUUCAGCAACAACAGCAACAACAGCAACAACAGCAGCAUCCGCAGCAACAGCAGAUGCGUCGACAAUUUGCUGAUGGUCCACCACUGCAGCAGCAAGUGCCAGGUGCAGGUCGCCGACCCAGCGCUCACCCCAACUUGCCCCAGAUGCAAAUCCCACAAGGCCAGCAAUUCCCGCCGUCGGAGUACCACCAGCUCACAUCACCCGUGGGUGCACAAGGUCCACCACCACCGGGCUUCAACCCGCACAUGCCACGCCAUCCCCCUGGCUUCCACAAUAUCAACAUCUUCCAACAGCCACAACAGCGCGAACCACCGCCGCCAGGAUUUGGAGGUCUGCAAAGCCCGCCAGCGAAUGCGCCACCGGGAUUCUUUGGGCCGCAAGGUAUUCCACCUGGUUUCCCGAUGCAGGCACAACAGAUGCGCAGUCCUACCGAUGGCCUGCCACCAGGUCGAGGCCGCGGCCUCUGGGCGGACCAACUCUGCAUCAAUCAAGCCAACAUCCACGAACGAAACCGCUAA
Messenger RNA from Zasmidium cellare ATCC 36951, 2541 nucleotides. RefSeq lists its product as uncharacterized. Bases 1 to 2541 code for a protein of 846 amino acids. The transcript has 3 exons. The record is from RefSeq and is a predicted model, not a curated record. Lineage: Eukaryota; Fungi; Ascomycota; Dothideomycetes; Mycosphaerellales; Mycosphaerellaceae.